AUGCCGAUUGCUCGACCAUCUCAUAUUACCACAUCAACAAAUGAAGAAACUCAUAAUCAAAAUAAAACAUUCUAUCGUUUAUUUAUACAAUUUCUUGCGUCGAAUCUUGGUUUAGUUAUUUUUGUUGUUGCCUAUAGUGUUGGGGGUACAUUUCUUUUUAUUUUACUCGAACAAUAUAUUGAAUUACAAAAUUGUCAACUAGCUAGUUUAGACGAAGAAAUUUCAAUAGCAAGUCUAUCUGAAACAAUAUAUAAUUAUGUUGUUAUAUCAACUGAUAAUACAACAAUAAUCUAUGAGCAAAUAAUUGAUUGUUUGAAUAAUUUUACAAAUGAUAUAUAUGAUCGUAAAAGUGAUUUUCGAUAUACAGGACAAGAUUGUUCAACUACGUCAGGAUGGACAUUUCCAUCAGCAUUACUUUUUACAAUAACAGUUAUAACAGCCAUUGGUUUUGGACAUAUAACACCAAUAUCAUGGGAAGGACAAAUCACAUGUAUUUGCUACGCAUUAAUUGGCAUUCCAAUGUUUCUUAUUUGUUUAACAAAGAUAAGUUCUAUGCUUGGUGAUAUGUUUCGUUUGAUUUAUUCAACAUUUAUUCGUUGUAUUUGUUGCUAUUGUCGUAUUCGUACACGUUCUCAAAAUUGUACAAUAUCAAUUGAUCCAAGUUGGCCAGAAGCAAAUGAUCAAUUUAAUGAAGAUCAAUUAAGUAAUUAUAAAGAUGAUAAUGUUGAAGAAAUAGACGAUGUUUGGAAUCGAGUUGAAAGUCAAAUACCUGUUUUAGUAAUUAUUUUAAUUAUAAUUGGUUAUGUUUGUUUGGGAGCAUAUAUGUGUCAUCAAUUUGAAGGUUGGACAAUAACUGAAUCGGUUUAUUUUUGUUAUAUUACAUUAGCUACUAUUGGAUUUGGUGAUUAUGUACCAGGUAUAACGUCAGGUUCAACAGACGGUUUACGUUUUCUGGCUACUUCACUUUAUAUAAUUGUUGGUUUAGCUGUGUUAGCGAUGUGUUUUGAUUUAAUAAAAGAAAGUAUUUUUGAAAAGUUCGCAUGGAUUGCCAUUAAACUUGGUAUUGUUGCUGAAGAUGAUGAUCAAAUCGAUAAAGACCAUACACAAUAUGCAAAUUUUGAAUAUUUACAACAAGGAAACAUGAAUAAUGGAUACUUAAAUGAACAGUAUGAAUUUUAUGAUACACUCUCUGAUUAUGAUUAUUUCUUAACUGAUGGACAGUGGUUUUCUGGUAUUAAAGAUAAAGUUGAAACAAUGAAUUAG
Molecule: messenger RNA, 1263 nt
Organism: Rotaria sp. Silwood1
Lineage: Eukaryota; Metazoa; Rotifera; Eurotatoria; Philodinida; Philodinidae
Source: the annotation of a GenBank genome assembly